CCACUGUUAAUCUGCAGAGCUACCUGAAGAGAAGUGCAUUCAAUUGAUUUCCACGGUGACCACAGCUCACAGAGGUUAGAGUUAAUUAUUGAUCUCUCUCAUCUGGAGAGAGUCAUUCUGCUCGCCUCAAAGGAGCUACCGAAGGAGCAGGCCCUAAGAGAACCUCAAUCCAGGAUCACCCAAGAACGCCUGGGACUGACUCAAACAAGCUGCCCCCCAGCUGUGAAGAAGAUAAUUGCUUUCUUCAACAGAAGGGCUUCAACCUCCUAACACUCAGUGGAUCUGAAUGCUCUUCUGGACGUGUGUCAUUGCCAUCACCCUUCAUGUGGGCACCCAGGGCUUAUCUCCACUACCGGUCAGUUGAGUGAUGAACUUCAGCAGAGAGGUGGCACGACAGACCAGUUGUUACACAUAUGUGAUAGAGGAUGAGGAUCCAGAGCUGGGAAGCCUAAAUGUAUUUGAGUUGGCUGAGAGGGGUGACCUGGCUCUCCUGGAAAACCUGGUGAAGAAGAGCCCAGAGGUCCUGAGUGAGAAAGAUGAAUGUGGAGCUAGUCCCCUUCAUCACGCCGCCGGAGGAGGCUACGUCACCCUCAUGCAAUUCAUCACCACUGCCAUAGACUCACAGGAACUGAACAGCAGUGAUGAGCAGGGCAACGUGCCCCUACACUGGGCAGUGGAGAGGAACAAGGCAGAGAGCUGCAGGGCUCUUCUGGACCUCGGGGCCAACCCAAACAUCCUCAACACGGCCCUCCUGUCCCCUCUGCAUCUGGCUGUCAACCACGGACACAACAGCCUGGUGGAGCUGCUGCUGUCAUACAGUACUACAGACUGCAAUCUGCAGGGAGACCUUGGGAACACCCCGAUGAUACUGGCUUGUUCCAUCAAUAACUGGGAGGCUCUCAGCAUAUUGCUAAAGCAUGGAGCACGGCUCUGCCAACAGAACAAACUCGGCCAUUUCCCCAUCCACGCAGCUGCCUUCGCAGGUGCAAAGAAAGCCAUGGAAGUCAUCCUGAAGGCCGGAGAGGAGAUUGGCCAUCAAGUUGAAGCCCACAUCAAUUAUUUAGACAAGUCCAAGAGCAGUCCCCUCCACCUAGCAGUACGUGGUGGGAAUAUCGAGGCCAUCCGUCUCUGCCUUGCUACCGGGGCCAAAGUUGACCAGCAACAGAAUGACAAGUCCACGCCGCUUCAUUUGGCCUGCACCCAGGGUGCCACUGAGGUAGUCAAACUGAUGCUGUCCUCUUUUGACCAAGUGGAAGACGUCAUCAACCUAAGUGAUGGGGCAUGUCAGACCCCUCUACACAGGGCUACAAUAUUUGACCACACAGAGCUGGCAGAGUACCUAAUUUCUUUGGGUGCAGACCUUAAUGCCAUUGAUUGUAAAGGAAACACUCCCUUGCUGCUGGCUUCGAGCUGCGGGGCAUGGAGAACUGUGACUCUACUACUGUCAAAAGGGGCAAAUGUAAAUGUGAAAGACAGAUGCGGUUGUAACUUCCUUCACCUGGCCAUUCUACAGCCCAAGGGUCUAAAAAACCUCCCAGAAGAAGUUCUGCAGAAUAACAGUGUAAAGGCACUGCUGAGCUGUGAGGAUAACGAGGGCUGCACCCCACUCCACUACGCUUGCAGACUGGGUAUCCAUGACUCAGUGAAGAACAUGCUGGGCCUCUCGGGGGAGGUUGGCCUCACAUGCAAGUCCAAGGACAAGAAAUCUGCCCUGCACUUUGCUGCUCAGUAUGGGCGCAUCAAUACAUGUCACCGAAUAUUAGAGACCAUCACAGACUCUCGUCUGCUAAAUGAAGGUGAUGAGCGAGGCCUGACACCACUCCAUUUAGCUUCAAGAGAGGGGCACACCAAGGUGGUGCAGCUGUUGUUGCGCAAAGGAGCUCUCUUUCACAGUGAUUACAAGGGCUGGACAUGUCUGCACCAUGCUGCAUCUGCAGGAUACACACAAACUAUGGAAAUUCUCCUGUCAGCCAAUCUCAAGUUACUGGAUAAAACAGAUGAGGAUGGGAACACUGCACUCCACAUCGCAGCGAGAGAGGGACAUGUGGCUGCAGUCAGGCUCAUGCUGGCUCGGGGAGCAGAGAUCGUCUUAAACAAGAAUGACACGUCAUUCCUCCACGAAGCUCUGCAAAACGGGAGAACAGAAGUGGUCAACGCUAUAAUUGACAGUGACAGAUGUACUGAGGCUUUGAGACUGUUCAAACAUGGGUCCAGCCAGCGAUGUCCCAUACUAGACAUGAUUGAGUUUCUGCCUGAGACCUACAAGCACCUGUUGGAUCGCUGUGUGAGGGAAUCUGAUGAUGACUACAACAGUCCUGACUACCAUAUUGAAUACAGUUUCACAUGGCUCCAAGCUCCCCUUGCAGCGCAGAAGUCAAGUGACAAAACCAUGAGGAUUCAGCCACUGGUUGCACUCAACGCGAUGGUGCAGUACAACCGCAUUGAACUCCUGAACCACCCUGUCUGCAAAAAGUACCUAGCAAUGAAGUGGGUUGCUUAUGGGAGCACAGCUCAUGUGCUCAACAUGUUUUUGUACCUGUUAGGCCUGCUGCCCCUGACUCACCUGAUAGUGACUCUGAGGCCCACUAUGAACACCACUCACACGGGCGAGCACAGUAUCAAAAUGGUACCCAUAUCUUUCACAGAGCAAAGUCUGUUCUUGUCCAUCUGCAUGGUGAUGGUCUUGGCAAUGAACAUCUACGCCAUAGCAAAGGAAGUGGUGCAGAUAUCACAACAGCGCUGGAAUUACUUCAAGGAUUACUCCAACCAGUCUGACUGGCUGUCAGCCAUCCUCUCUCUUCUGUUCGUCAUUCCCAUCAUGCUCAAUGCAGAGGGUUCUUUUCACUGGCAAGUAGGGGCGAUGGCGGUUUUAAACUCCUGGAUUGGAUUUCUCCUUUAUCUCCAGAGGUUUUGAGGUGUUGGCAUCUACGUUGUGAUGUUUUGGGAAAUUAUGAGAACACUGAUUCGUAUUGUAAUGGUGUUUUUGUACCUGGUGUUAGCGUUCGGUUUGGCGUUCCAUGCACUAAUGCUCAACCAGGAAGAGUUUCAGAGCGUGCCACUCUCUGUGAUGCAAACCUUUGUGAUGAUGGUUGGGGAACUGAACUACCAAAAUAACUUCCUGGAAGCUUUUCUGAAUGAUCAACUUCCUUUUGGUUUUCUGACAUACUUCAUUUUUGUGAACUUUGUUCUCUUCAUGCCAAUCCUGCUGGUGAACCUGAUGAUUGGUCUUGCAGUUGGAGACAUUGCUGAAGUACAAAGGAAUGCCGCCCUAAAACGAAUUGCUAUGCAGAUUGACCUCCACACCGCUCUAGAAGACAAGCUGCCUUAUUGGUUUGUGAAACGAGUUGACAAACCCUCCAUCACCAUCUACCCCAAUCGCAAGUGCUCCAGGCACUAUCUGAGGCAAUUAAUCACAGGUGACGAGGAGACUGAAGUCUGGAGUCGUCUGCAGGCCAAAUCACAGAGCUGCACUUUUUUAGAGAAUGAGCUCAAAAAGCAGAAGCACAGGAUGAAGGAGAUGUCAAGCUCGCUGGAGAAGCAGCACAACCUCCUGAAGCUCAUCAUCCAGAAGAUGGAGAUCACCUCUGAGGCCGAUGAGUACGAUGGUCCUGUGAACGUCAGAGGCAUGUGGCAAACCUUGACUCAGGCCAAACCAAGAAAACACACCGUGUCUCGGUGGGUCCCGCUAAUGAAGGCCAUCGAGUCCAAAAAGAAAUGAGGAGGAUGAGACAAAAAAAUUAGUUAUAACGACACUAUAAAAGUCUUGGUUUUAACUUGCAUAAUCAUAUGACACACAUCGCACAAUGUGAUUUAAUAUAUUAAGAUUAUAUGCAACAAUUUAAGUGCACUUAAUUGUGUUGUCUUUACUUGUGUCGUUUAAUACUGAAUAGGGUUGCAAACUGAAUUCAGAUCUAUGGUUUAAGUGGGUUGUUGUUAAAAUUGUCUUUGUGGGCUGAAACAGCCAUACCGAACAAGAUUUCUUGUCCUGUAUGGCUCUGUUAUGUUACACCAAUGACCCAUUGAUUUGUGGUGUGUCUGCAGACUCCUAUAACGCACAGUAGAUGUUUCUAUAAUGCUGUAAUGUGGUCUUUGUGUGUUAUAUGUACUUUACUUUUAUCUCUAAAAUAUGAUGUUCCAUAUUGUCUUUGUUUGUUACACCCAAUUAUUAAACAUGUCUGUGAUCUUAAAAGAGAAAGGAAUGGGUUUCCAUCAAAUUUCAGUUUGUUGGUUAGACACAGCAUGUGACGUAAGAUCCUCCCAUGCGUGAAUGAAUUAGUGUGACAACAAGGAUUUCUAUGAAGAAACUCAUAGCAAAAUUAUCUAUUUCCUUGGUGUAUUUGAAAUCUAUACAAAUGCAUCAAUAACAUGAAGACCUUCUUGUAGAAGCACGACAUAGAUAUAUAAACGUAUACUAGUUACAUGUUCAAUGAUGAGACAUAUAUUCUAAACUGUAUACAGUUGCAUGUUCAAUGGUGUUGGAUGAUGUAAACAAUUUCAAAACGUCUAUUAAAUUGAAAGAGUAUAGGAUUAUUUGAUUUUUGAUUAUGAAUGAAUCAAUGUGAUGUGUUUGAUGAAAGAGUCUCCAUAGUGACUAUAAGAUAGCAAGAUGGACUUUUUAAUACAUAACAAUAUACACAAUAUGCUU
This is a messenger RNA of Micropterus salmoides (largemouth bass), 4645 nucleotides long. It is a transcript of the gene trpa1b, whose product is annotated as transient receptor potential cation channel, subfamily A, member 1b. The record is from RefSeq and is a predicted model, not a curated record. Gene Ontology annotation, molecular function: monoatomic ion channel activity; protein binding. Lineage: Eukaryota; Metazoa; Chordata; Actinopteri; Centrarchiformes; Centrarchidae. Gene Ontology annotation, cellular component: membrane. Gene Ontology annotation, biological process: monoatomic ion transport; transmembrane transport. The transcript is spliced from 29 exons.